Mercenaria mercenaria is the source of this 3039-nucleotide messenger RNA. Its product is annotated as multiple epidermal growth factor-like domains protein 10. Lineage: Eukaryota; Metazoa; Mollusca; Bivalvia; Venerida; Veneridae. The transcript has 8 exons. The record is from RefSeq and is a predicted model, not a curated record. Bases 137 to 1321 code for a protein of 394 amino acids.
CUUCGUAGUUUGUAGUAUGUUUAAAAUAUCAUUGGCUGAAAUAUUUUACUUUUUCUUGUUAAAUUUAGAAAUUUAAUUCUUUAGGAUAAUAAGCUGAAUGAGUGAAAUUGUUCGUAGCUGAACGUUGUGUUUAAGAAUGAAUCGGAUUUACAAUAUGGUGUGGAGCCUCUGUAUACUGAGUUGGAUAUUAUUGUGUUCAAGAUUUCAAGCGUCAGGUUUUGUCACCGACAGGGAAUGUUACGACAACUGUAACUGUUGUAAGAAUAAUAAAUGCCAUUCUGACUAUGGUUGGACUAAUGUCUGCAUAGACGGAUGUAUCGAUCAUCACAGAGGUGUUAGAUGUUAUGAGCUAUGUACAUACAAUUGCACAACAUGUAACAAUAACAGGGAUAUAUGCACUGAAUGUUUCGAGGGUUUUUAUCCUGGAUCAAAUAAAGAUUGUACAUCGAAAUGUCCCACCAACUGUAAAGCUUGCACUUCUAACAUAAUGUGCACUGCUUGUAAGAAUGGAUAUUACAACAAAGAUGGUUCGACAACGUGCCCGUACGCUCUUUGUCCAGCAAAUUGUGUGUGUAGUGGGAUUCACUGUACAACUUGUAAAAUCGGCUUUUAUGACAUAGGCAAUGAAUGUAGUAAAAAAUGUCCACCUAACUGUAUGUCCUGUUUAUCUAGGGAAAAUUCUGGACAUUGUAGGGACUGCAUGAAAAAUCAUUACGGACCCCUCUGUAGUAAGAUAUGUUCUAAAAAUUGCAAUGCUUCACAAAAUAGUGACUCAAGUUAUUGUGCUUCAUCCGACGGGGCAUGCAUAUAUGGUUGUAAAAUCGGCUUCUUUGGUCGUACAUGUAAUGAAACAUGCAGCUGUUAUUGUAUUGACAAUGUGUGUAAACAGGACAGUGGUGUAUGUGUGAAAGGAUGUACAGGCUCAUACGAGGAUCCGGCAUGUGCUUUCAGCUUUGGAAAAUCUGAUGACGAUUCAACAGCAACACCUACAAAUAUUGUUUUAGCAACACUCUUGGCUUUGACUACUACUGCGUUGUGUAUCUUAAUUUUAUGGAUAAUAGUAAGGAAAACACGAUCUACAGACAGGCAAACCGGGGAUUCAUUGUGUCAAAUUCCAGAACAUUCUUUGGCAAUGAAUCAAACUUCACAAAACCGAAGUGUUGUUGGACUGUCUGAAGCAGAUAAUACCGCCUAUGAGGUUCUCGAUAGGACUGAGGGUGCACCAGAACAUACGUAUGAAACAUCUUCUCCCACCGCACCAAAAAGUACGGUCAAUUCUGGGAUCACAGAAUAUUUGAAUCUUCAAAUCCAAAAACCAUGAAAUGCCAGUCUUCAUUCAAGGUCGUUUUCUACACAACACGAAAAAGGACCUGACAGUCUCCCUGUACUUGGAUUCAAUUAUGUUUUCUUGUUCUUUGGGAUCAUGGAGUCCAUUCAACAUAAGUUUAAUAGAGUUCCGCUUUGAUAGAAUUCUGCUUAGGCGGUUGCUAUGGGGUGUAAGAGGAAUUGUACAUCUAUAGAUAGAUAGAUAGAUUUAUUUCUGCAUAAAAUGUAUACAAAAAUGGAUAUAUAUCAAAACAUGUAUGUAAAAGAACAUAAAUGAAUUGAACAUAUUGCCAUAUUGCCAUGUAAGUCUUCAUCUUAUUACCACUCAUGAAUAGACUCGUUUAAGUCUGUUAUUAUUCUUCUUGGAUGCAUUGUAUGCUUCCAAUGGAUCUUUGGACAGAUUUAAUUGACUUUAAAUUACAUUUUGUCGUUUGACUGCUCAUGCUUAUUUUGUAACUAUUCCCAGUGUAAUCUGCAUAAAAAAAAACAUUUCAAAGAAAGAAUUCAUCAAUACUAAAAUGAUUGUUCAUUUAUGAAGUGCACAUUUGAAGAGAUUUUGAGCACUUUCGCAAAUAGUCAGUUAAAACAACGUUUAGUUGCACUACAUAUUGUAUCGCUUGUGUCUUUUCACCUUCAGCUAAUGAGUUUUAACAUAUCAAAGUUGGAUAUAAACCUUGAAGUUAUUAUCGAGAUCGGUUAGUAAGCACGGUUUAAAAGAAGAAAAGUACUUAAAUAUAUUUUUAUGUUAUAAGGAAUGGAACCUAUGAAAAGUCAUUUUUAUGCCAUGUAGUACUAGUAUCUAGUUAUUUAAUUAAUAUGAUUUCAUUAUACAAAGCGAACGCAGACUUUAAUAACACCAAUUCUACAUUAUUUGCAAUAUGUACGAUCUACUGACGUUACACAAUAAAAAAGAAAACAUCUCCAAAAGGAGGUAAAGAUAAAAAUAAGACAUUUGCCAUUGGCAAUGAAAAGAUCUGCAGUCCAUUUUUGAAAAAAAAGAAAUUUUUCAAAUUGAUGUGUAGUUUACAAUCGAUUCAACCGAUAUAUAACACUUACUUCGUCUCAUUUCUGUGUACGUAUUCUCAUUUAUAAUAAGACUUGUUGUUUUUAAUAAAUGGUUUAGUUUUCGUUUGGAAAAUUAAUAUAAUUAUGUUUGUAGUAAAUAUACUUUUUGAAAUUCGACGUAAAGUUGUUUUAUUUGUUUUGAUCAUAGUAUUAUACAUUUCAUAGUUUUAGAAACAUGUUAAUUAAAACACGAAAAAUCACAUUGUUGCUAAUAUUUAAUGAGCUUUAAUUUGUGAAGUGUAUCUUAAUAUUGUUCUGUAAUAACCAGGAACAAUGAAGAGUAAAGAACAAUAUGCAUAAUAAAGUAUUGUAAAAGAUUGUAAAUUAAUCAGGGUAUCUUUAAACUUAAAAACUACUACGCCUCUGCAGUAAUGUGCAAAUCAAAUCUUAAAACAAUUUAUUCAAAUCUAGUGGGCAUAUCCCUUUACCAUUUAUCCAACAUAUUUUCUAAUGUCAAUGUCACCUGAUCGAUUUUUAAUCCGAUAGACUGAAAGACCUUAACCUAACACCGGUUUUUAAACUUUAAACAUUCUGCUAAUUGUUUUGCGUUCCAAUUUGUAAACACAAUACAAAUUAUUGAGGAUAGUAUCCACCGUAAAGAUAGUAUCAGUAAUAAUAAUAACUUCCUUCUUUACUAUCUAUUGAAAC